ACACCUGAUUGGUGCGGAGGUCCGGCUCACCUGUGUCUUGAUUAGUAGGACGGCCUUUAACAAGGUGCCAGGAUAUUAGCAAAUUUUUUGCGGGCUAUAUUUUUAUAUUACACGCAUUUUCCUAUAUCCCCCAAAAUGUAUCACACGAGCAAACCUGAGCCCGUAAUGUAUGAUUUCUCCCAAAAGUGACACAUUCUCCUGUCCAAGGCUGCUGACGAAGGUGGAGACAGUUGUGUGUGGGGGCUUUUAAUGGAAAAUGGCUGAGCAAAGUAGACAUGUGACGAGCCAAAUAACAACUUCAUGUGACCCAUGGCUAAGGAGCGGCUUGUAGAAGAGGACAAACACCCGCUUGUGUUGUUGUCUUCAGUCAGGCAGGGAGCUCCGCAUUCAGCCCACCUCACUGUUCCGACCCCCACGGUGACGCCACAGUGGUCACGAUGCACACAAUUAAGACUGUGGAGACCCAAGUGCCCUUUCUCAAAGAGAGUUUCUUCACCAGCACCUUCAAAGACAAGCGGAAGAGCAGCGCCACCGGCCUGCUACGCCGACAACAACACUCCGCCUGCGCUCAGCAAGAGCUGCAAGCGGCGUACAUUUCCGGUCUUCCCGAGCAUCUCUACCCUUUGCCCUCUGGGGGUGGACAAGAGCAACCCCGUCCCAAGGAGCAGCGACGCUUUCGUUCUAACAGCAGCCCGUUAUGCAACAGAUCUGAAUGGAGAGGAGCAGAUGGGGAUGGAAAGGAGGGGCAAAGGGAGAGGAAGGAUCAGAGUGCCAGAGAAGCCCUGACUGGGAGGGGGGGUGAGCGAGGAAUGAGCGUCGGUGGCUGCGAGCCCGCGGCUGUCACCGCCAGUCUCCGCCUCCUCUCCUCGUCAUCGGCAGCAGCAUCCUCACAGCUGCCUCCGACUGCGGCGCGUAAGCAGGCGGGAUUUGGCGGAGGAGCCCGUGAGGACCCCCGGCCGCAUGCCCACUCUCGACCCCAUCAACCCGGCCUCUUAGCCAGAGGGGUCCGCCUGCUCCGCAGCAUGGGCAACCAGGAGGCCAAGCAGAAGAAAGGAGGCAAUGGCGGAGGUGGCAAGGAUGGCUUCUGCGAGGCUGCAGAGAAGGAAGUGGAGAAGAAAUCCAAAAGGUCCAACAAGACCAGCAAAGGGGAACAAAAUGAGAAAAGGAAAUCCAAGUCAGAUUCCAAGGUUUCCGUGUUCUCCGGGAUGAAGAUCAGGAAGAGUUCAAAGGUCAAAGGCUUGUCCAAGGAUGACUUGCUGGAGGGUGAAAGGUUGGUCAAUGCAGGUGUCAGGCCCAGAGCACACACCAGCCUGUCUGCCGACGAGAUGGGAAUGCUGUCGGAUUUUGAGGGCGAUCUGAGCCGAUUGACUGCAGGCAGUCAGCAAUCCAUCUUGGAUGAAACGUGCCUCAAGGCCGGCUCAGGAUCGGACCCGGAUAUCUACAGUUUCCACUCGGCUGCGGCCGACAGCGAGGAUCUGCUGUCGGAUAUUCAACAAGCCAUGAGGGUCCAGUGUGAAGACCUGACCUUCCAAGCAGGCAGAACUGAUGAGAAGCUUCUGCCUCAUCAGGUUUUGGGCUACAACGAGGACGUGUGCUCCAGUCAAAACAACGACUGUGAGAAUGAAAGCGAGCUCAUGUCUCGAGGUCCAUCCGUGCCCGGAUCACUGAGUGAAAGUGGAAGUCUGUUCCCAAAGACCAACAGCACCUUCAGCUUCCCAGACACUUUAACCACAACUACCACCUCCUUUGAGAGCGCUGAGGAUGACCUUGAGAGCCUGGGUCCGCAUCCGGGUCAAGAUUGGAGGGCUCAAGGCAAUUUCCCAGGUGUGCUCUCUGUCGAGGUGGAAUCUGUAGGUGCAGGGCCCACAGGGGUUCACAAGAGUGCAAGCAGUAUGGAUUUGUUUUCAGAGCGAGGAGUGGGAGACAAGAAUGUUGGAUAUGAGUUUCUGUCUCUGAGGAAGAAGAAUAGUCUAUCAAUCAACUUGCUCACCUGCGAGAGCCCCACCAGACCCACUUCUGCCAUUUCGCCAUCCACCGUCAAACUCUACCCCCCAGUGCACCCCUCUUAUGUGAAGACCACCACCAGGCAACUCAGCUCACCCAUUGGCUCUCCGCUUACCAGUCCCUGCGUCCUCAGGAGAACAGACUGCGGGGAACCCGACGAGGCCCAGGAAGUCGGGGGGCGCAAGCAGAGAUCCAGUUCCAUUGCGGGGCUCCCUGGCACGUCGGCGGAUUGGUGCGGCGAGUCUAACAGCGGUGAUGGAGCCGUCUUCUCGGAGCAGCAGCAACCAGAGAAGGGAGCUACAGGUGGCAAUUACUGGACGCUGGGAUCCAGGAGGGCACAGUAUGGACACUCCAGGUCUUCCAGGGGGACGACGUCUUACCUUGACAUCUUCUCUGGCCGUACGCUGCAGGACAGGCUGUGUAUUAACCAGGAGGAAGGCGAUUCCGAGGACCAGGCCAAGGAAAUGUGCCAGAGAAUGUUGACUCAAGGACUGCUGCACCCCUUCAGUGACAACGGAGGGGACCGCCAUGGCGACGUAAAGCACGCUUUUAACGGCGAGCAGCUGUACACCUGGGCCACUGUGGGGCUGCCCGUGUCCUCGCACCUAUGGGAGCUGUACGGCGGGAGAACAACCAAAGCACAAAGUUCCAGAUCACCUUUGAAGGUCAAUUCAACAGCACCGUCUCAUCCUCAGCAGAUGGAAUCCAGCAGGUUGAAGUCUGGUCAGUCUUCUGAGGAUGAGGGUGGCCUCGUAUCCCAGCUGGAGAAAACAAUCCUUGACCUUCGUCUGAAGAUAGCCGUGUUGCAGAGCCAGCAGGUUUCCUCAGAGAAAGUUAGCAAGGAUGACACGAGAAGUCAGGAAACAUUUGUCCAGACCUCGCCACUAGGAGAUGGGAUUAAGUUGGAUGUGACCGCUGGCAUUCCCAAAGGUGAGGGCGGUUUUGUCUGCACGUGCCAGCAGAACAAGACAGUCCCACCUCCUCCUCCUCCACCACCACCACCACCACCACCUCCUCCGCCUUUACCUGGGCUUGGCUCCUGUCCCCCUCCUCCACCUCCACCACCUUUACCUGGACUUGGAACUUGUCCCCCGCCUCCGCCUCCACCACCACCACCUGGUUUUGGAGCUCCUCCUCCUCCUCCUCCUCCUCCUCCCCCAGGUACGGGCCCCCCACCACCGCCCCCGCCUCCCGGAGUGGGCCCCCCUCCUCCUCCCCCGCCCCCAGGCCUUGGCCUCCCACUGCCACUACCGCCUGGCCCCAGGUUCUCUACGACGGUCCAGGAAGCUGCCCCUGCCAAGGCUCUGAUCGAGCCCCCCAAGCCAAUGAAGCCCCUCUACUGGACACGCAUUCAGCUGCACACUAAGAAACAGACCGGCUCAUUAGUCUGGGAGAAAAUUCAAGAACCAACAGUGGACUUUCAAGAAUUUGUGGAUCUCUUCUCCAAAAGUGCCGUAAAAGAAAAGAAAAAGCCAAUUUCCGACACAAUCAGCAAAUCCAAAGCCAAACAGGUGGCAAAGGUUCUGAGCAACAAGCGUUCUCAGGCUGUUGGUAUCUUGAUGUCCAGCAUCCAUCUUGACAUGAAGGACAUCCAGAAUGCCGUUCUCAAUGUGGACAGCACAGUUGUGGAUCUGGAGACCCUGCAAGCUCUUUAUGAGAACCGAGCCCAAAACGAUGAGUUGGAGAGCAUCACAAAACAGAUGAAGUCGGCGCAAGGAAAGGAGGACGCAAAGCCGCUGGAUAAGCCGGAGCAGUUUCUGUUGCAGUUAUCUGAGAUCCCCAACUUUUCUGAAAGGGUUUUCUGCAUCCUUUUCCAGUCCACUUUCUCCGAAUGCAUCACCUCAAUUGCCCGUAAAAUGGAAAUCCUCCAAAAAACAUGUAAGUCUCUUCAGAAUGGCAAGUGUGUAUUGCAGGUUCUAGGCCUGGUUUUGGCUUUCGGGAACUUCAUGAACGGAGGUAAUCGAACCCGGGGGCAGGCCGACGGCUUCACCUUGGACAUUCUGCCCAAGCUCAAGGAUGUAAAGAGCAGCGAUAACUCCCAGAGUCUUUUGUCCUACGUUGUUGCUUACUAUCUGAGGCACUUUGAUGAGAACGCUGGAAGAGAGACGUGUGCCUACCCGCUACCUGAGCCACAUGACCUUUUCCAGGCAUCCCAGAUGAAGUUUGAAGACUUUCAAAAAGAUCUACGCAAGCUGCGGAGGGACCUGACAGCAUGCUCCAAAGAGACAGAAAAAGUAUGCAAGCUGUCCUCAGAAGACAACCUGCAACCCUUCAAGGACAAGAUGGAUGCAUUUGUUAUCCAAGCCAAAACUGAGUUGGAAGCACAAGAGAAACAACUGGCAGACACUCAAAACACCUUCUUGGAACUGAGCACAUCCUUCUCAGUCAAACCCAAAGCGGGAGAAAAGGAGGCGUCUCCCAAUACUCUUUUCAGUCUUUGGCAUGAGUUUUCCAUGGAUUUUAAAGAACAGUGGAAGAAGCAGAAUAAGCUGAUGCUAAAGGAGCGGCUAAAAAUGGCCGAGGAUGUUUUCAGACAAGCCAAAGAGAAAGCAUCCUACAACGUCAAACCCAAACACGCAACUGGAAUAAAAGCAAAGCUGGGCCAGAAGAUGUAAAGCAGAGAACGAUAAUCACUGGGGCUACUGCGCAAGUACCAUCAGAUGUGACACAUUAGUCAUUUUUACUCAAGUGUAUAUAUAUAUAUAUAUAUAUAUAUAUAUGUAUUUUAAAAAUGAGUUUGAAACUUGUUUAUCGUGAGUUGGCCCAUUUCAGACAUACAGUAUUGAGAGUGGAAUGCUCAACCCCUUUCUGGCAGCGCUUUUUGAAUUAUUGCUUGCAAAAAAAAACAAACAAACAAAAAAAAAAAAAACCUCAAGUCCUUGGGGAUUAGGGCGUAGCAAAUUCGUAGCAAUACUGUUUCCCUGCGGUGUAUUUAUAAGCCAUAUGUAGAACUUUUUCUUUUCCUUAUGUUACAAUAGGCCACCCAAUUUUACAAGAAAGCACUUUUUAUUUGUGAAGCAGUGCCUUUUUACACAAGAGUAGCUGACAAAGAAGUGCGGUGAUGAUUUGAGGGUCAAAUCAUUUUUUAAUUCAACAUUUCUGUUUCAAGCAAAGGUGGUUAAGACAUGAGUUUACUUUCAUCCCAUGGCAUUCUGGCAGUCGCGCGUUUUGCACCCCGGCCACAUUUGCACGUCACUGAAAAGACCGCAACCGCCCCUUAAAGUGGCCAUGAUCUGAUGUUAUCAAGCUAUUAUCGCUUGUUUUAUAGUUUAAUACCCAUCAGCUCGUUUUGUCAUAUUCACAUAUAUGUGCUGACAGAACGAGAGGAUUACAGGACAU
Syngnathoides biaculeatus (alligator pipefish) is the source of this 5343-nucleotide messenger RNA. It is a transcript of the gene fmn2a, whose product is annotated as formin 2a. The record is from RefSeq and is a predicted model, not a curated record. The coding region runs from base 438 to 4619 and encodes 1393 amino acids. The transcript is spliced from 18 exons. Gene Ontology annotation, cellular component: nucleus; actin filament; cytoplasm. Gene Ontology annotation, biological process: actin nucleation; intracellular transport. NCBI's taxonomy places the organism in Eukaryota, Metazoa, Chordata, Actinopteri, Syngnathiformes, Syngnathidae. Gene Ontology annotation, molecular function: microtubule binding.